Spea bombifrons (plains spadefoot toad) is the source of this 743-nucleotide messenger RNA. It is a transcript of the gene MAD2L2, whose product is annotated as mitotic arrest deficient 2 like 2. NCBI's taxonomy places the organism in Eukaryota, Metazoa, Chordata, Amphibia, Anura, Pelobatidae. Bases 80 to 715 code for a protein of 211 amino acids. The record is from RefSeq and is a predicted model, not a curated record. Gene Ontology annotation, cellular component: zeta DNA polymerase complex. The transcript is spliced from 9 exons.
AAGUCCCAGCGGUGACGUCAUCUUCCCUGCGACAGGAAGUUAGCGGGGAUAGAGAGACGUGCAGUGAGUGCAGAUCACCAUGACUACUCUGACACGCCAAGAUUUGAACUUUGGACAAGUUGUCGCAGACAUUUUAUGCGAGUUCCUUGAGGUUGCUGUUCAUCUUAUACUUUACGUACGAGAAGUUUAUCCUAUUGGGAUUUUUCAGAAGAGAAAGAAAUACAACGUUCCAGUACAGAUGUCCUGUCACCCAGAACUGAAUCGCUAUAUACAGGACACGCUUCACUGUGUCAAACCACUCAUUGAGAAGAAUGAUGUGGAGAAAGUGGUGGUGGUUAUUCUGGAUAAAGAGCACCACCCUGUGGAGAGAUUUGUCUUUGAGAUUGCACAGCCUCCCCUGCUUUCCAUCAGUUCUGACUCCCUGCUGUCACAUGUUGAGCAGUUACUCCGUGCGUUCAUCCUGAAGAUAAGCGUGUGUGACGCUGUCCUGGAUAAUAACCCUCCAGGUUGUACAUUCACGCUGCUGGUUCAUACAAGAGAAGCGGCUACCAGAAAUAUGGAAAAGAUUCAAGUUAUAAAGGAUUUUCCCUGGAUCUUGGCCGAUGAGCAGGACUUGCACAUGCAGGAACCUCGCAUGAUUCCUCUGAAGACUAUGACCUCUGACAUAUUAAAGAUGCAGCUUUAUGUAGAAGAACGAGCCCAGAAAAGUACAUGACAUCAGCCGGGUCCCUGGGAGCCAUCAG